This is a messenger RNA of Neltuma alba, 2852 nucleotides long. RefSeq lists its product as uncharacterized. The record is from RefSeq and is a predicted model, not a curated record. NCBI's taxonomy places the organism in Eukaryota, Viridiplantae, Streptophyta, Magnoliopsida, Fabales, Fabaceae. Bases 12 to 2669 code for a protein of 885 amino acids. The transcript is spliced from 3 exons.
CCUAAACUCCGAUGGUGAUGGAGUCGGAGGCCAAGAUCGGCAUGACCGAUUGGGGUUCGCAAACGAACUGGACUAUUGCUUCUGGUUCUCUCAAAGAUUGUAUCACCUUCGAAUCCUCACUGUCUCUGGCCAAUGAAGUUGGCGAUGAAGUAGGAGCGACCACUGUGGAUUCGACACCUAAAUCCUCUCUUAUCCUCUAUCCUGCUUCAGCUGAUUCUGGCCCUUGCGAGAUCAAGAUUAGCUUUGCACAAAAGCAUGAGGUCUUACAAGUUUAUGUUCGAAGUACAGCCAGAGUGUAUGAAAUUUACUGUGAACCUGAUGUGCAGAGUAGUAAUGAGUAUCUCUGUACUGUUCGCUGUGGCAUUGCUGCUAGAGAUGGAGAGGUUCUUCAUGCAUUAAAUGUUGAAGAAGUUGUUUCUUCACAUAUUAAGGGCUUUAACAAAGAGUUGGCUGAAGAAAAUAAUAGAAGUGAAGAUGACUGGGUUGAUGUAAAAAUUCCUGAUUCUCCUGUGUUGGAUAGGGGAAACCAUGGUUUGCAAACAAAAUCCUGUAGUAACUCAGCAAAAAGCAGUCAGGAUCUCUAUGAGGCUACCGCAGAGACCUCUGAUGUAAAUCCCUGCAUCUCUGUCACACUUCGUCUGCUUUCACUCCAGAAUAAAGGCUGUAUUUGUAUUGAUGAGAUUUAUGUGUUUGCUGAUCCUGUUGCUCUAGCUGAUUCUGAAAGACAAGAGAGCAAUGCAGAAAGCUCGUCUGGCAGUUCUCUUAUGUCUAUGUUUCUUCCGACUCUGAUGCAAUUAUCAAAGACAACUGCUCUGAGCCACAUAAAUGAGAAGUAUCCACCUGUUAGAAAGGAAAAGCUAUAUUUUCCAGAAGUUGAUGUGGGAAGAAGUCAUCCAUGUGACUCUGUAAUUCACACCCAGCCAGAAGGAAGAGCUAGCAAAACUGAUCAUCAAGAAGGGGAGCUUCGAAAGGUGAAUGAAGAAAGUGUGGGUCCAUCUCAAUCAGACAUGCUCUUGCAAGAUGCUUCUGUUGAUAGCAAUCCUACAACAACCUCCCCCGCUGCUAUAACAGAGAUCAACCAGAGUGAAACACCCUCACAAGCUACUAAAAUAGAGAGCAACGACAGUGAUGUGCCCUCAAAAACUACGGCUGUGGAGAAAAAUCGUAGUGACUGUCUGGGUGUUAAUGUGGAAAGGGCCCUGGAGCAGCUUGUGUCUCGAAUGGACAAAAUGGAAGCAAUCUGUUUGGGCUUUCAAGAGAAAAUGCUAAUGCCCAUAAGCAGCAUUGAGGCUAGGCUCCAGCAAGUAGAGCAGCAGCUUGAAACACUGACCAUCAAAUUACAGAAUUCUGGAUUCCCAUCGUGCUCUAGAACUUAUGCUCCAGAUAGUUCCUGCACUCAGUCAGAUGCUAACUCAUGUGACAAUUGUCAUGGUAGUAGUGUCACUGGAGGAUUGAAACCAGACAAGAACGGUUCUCAUAUUGAAGGACUAUCUGUCUCCUCUAACGAUAGUUCUGAUUCAGCUAAUGCUACUCAAUUGCACCCUGGUCUCAUAGUCACAGCUCCUGAGUUUCUUGAUGCUGAGGAUGAAGAAGAAAAUAAAACACUGGGAUUAGAAACAGCUUCAAAUGAUAAAGAGAGGCAGCAUAUGUCAAUUGAUGAUGCUGUAGCUUCUGCAUUAGCUGGAUUUUUAUCUUCUGUAACUUCAGAAACUCCGAGGUAUACCAAAAGUCUUGUAGUCAGAGCCCCUGAGUUUAUAAAUGAAUAUGAUCAUGAAAACAAUGAUGCUUCACCUAGAACUUCAUAUGAGAUAGAAAAUAAUGAUGAUUCAAACCAUUUCAAAGACACGGAGAAUAUUAGCAGCUUGCAAGAGUCAACUUCAAACAGUGUUCAUUCGGAAACAGAAAAGGUGAACAGAGGUCCUAAUGAUGAAGAGUCAGAAGGGGCUGUCAAGGAAUCUGAAGAAUAUUGCCAACAUAGCGCUGGAGAAGAUGACCAGAAAGAGGCGCGUGUAGAACCUGGCGUCCUAGCUGAGCAUGAUCCAGGAACAAGUUUUGAGCAUACUGUGGAGGAUAGCGAAAGCAGAAAUAUCAGUGUUCAGAUACAUGAUAGUUUAUCAUCCACGAGUGACAUUCCUAAGCUGUGUCAGACAGAUAGUGUCUCUAGUAGUUCCACUGAGGGAGAAGUUUGUGUGAACACUGACUGUACAGACACAGUAGCGACAGAAGUCCCAAAAAAAGCCUCUCACGAAGAUAUUAUGGAGAAUGUUCUUGGAUUUUCAUGCGGUUCCUCUGUGGUGGAUUUCAAAACAUCAAUCUUAGAUGUAAAAUUCAUCUCUCGGGAAAAUCAUGUUACCAAGCCUUUCCUUGCAGCUCUUGUUGACACUCCAGAGACGAGCUCUCAGGAUGAUCCUGUGGGUGGAAACAGUGAUGAUCUUCCUAUUAACGAACAAUUUAAGAAUAAUGGUAAUCUUUCAGUUGCAGAGCAGAAUGAUUUGAUCUCAAUAGAUGUUGCAGAACCGGUGGAUCCAGCUAUCAAUGCCCGUUUUUCAGUGGAUAAGGACUAUUGUGCUUUGAUAAAUGUGCCCGUGGAGGUUCAGGGUGAUGACCUGCAAGAGGACCGUAAACGCAAACGCAACGAGGAUGAAAUUGCUUCUUCAAGUCUCAUAUGAAGUGGCCUCAUGAUGCAUACUUCUGUUCUUUGCUGUUUGAUUUGAAUCUAAUUUAGUAGUUUACAAUCUGGAUGCUUCUCCUUCUGAAUAUAUUCUCCUUUGUUGUUAGCUUGUCUUUUAUUCUAUCAUUUAUUUAUUUGCUUAGUUUUUUCCGCAAGUCAAUAAUACGAGGGAAUUUUCUUA